Molecule: messenger RNA, 3321 nt
Organism: Paramormyrops kingsleyae
Lineage: Eukaryota; Metazoa; Chordata; Actinopteri; Osteoglossiformes; Mormyridae
Gene: piga
Product: phosphatidylinositol glycan anchor biosynthesis, class A
Biological process (GO): GPI anchor biosynthetic process
Cellular component (GO): glycosylphosphatidylinositol-N-acetylglucosaminyltransferase (GPI-GnT) complex
Molecular function (GO): phosphatidylinositol N-acetylglucosaminyltransferase activity
Source: RefSeq, a predicted model, not a curated record
CGUGUCUGUUUCCGCGUGUCCGAUCCGCGGUGGGUCGGCGUCAGAGCGGCCGCGGUUUCAGUCACAGUGCGGAAAACCAGCAGCGAUAUCCAGCGCGUUUUAAGGAGUGAAAUGAGUCUGUAGGGUCGGAUUUAUGCAGGAUGAGAGAUAUGAUGAGUGCGGAUGAGUUAUUUACACACACAUGGACGUUUCAUUUAGGUCAUAAUCUGAACGAGAAUUCGCGUAGGAGGAGAAAAUCCGGCUUUGCUAUGGAAAUUAACAUACAACGACGUUAACUUGGGCUGUCAAAACGAUACUGUAACCAACGCCUUUUGGACCGGCACCGGCAGAAAUCGGGAUCAUGGGACAGAGAAAGAGGGCGAGACUGAAAGGCACCCUGGCCAGCGGGACCUCCGACGGGGCUGCUGCUGGUCUGCAUGGCUCCGUUAAGCACAAUGUGUGCAUGGUGUCCGACUUCUUCUACCCGAACAUGGGCGGCGUCGAAAGCCACAUAUACCAGCUUUCGCAGUGUCUGAUCAAGAAGGGGCACAAGGUGGUCAUUGUCACCCACGCGUAUGGGAACCGAAAGGGAAUCCGGUACCUCACCAACGGCCUCAAAGUCUAUUACCUGCCACUGCAGGUGAUGUACAACCAGUCCACGGCUACCACAUGCUUCCACAGCCUACCUCUCCUCCGCUGUGUCUUUGUCCGAGAAAGGAUCACAGUGGUCCACGCACACAGCUCCUUCUCAGCGAUGGCGCACGACUCACUGUUCCACGCCAAGACCAUGGGUCUGACCACAGUGUUCACAGACCACUCGCUGUUCGGCUUUGCCGACGUGAGCUCGGUGCUGACCAACAAGCUGCUGACUGUGUCCCUCUGUGACACCAACCACAUCAUCUGCGUCUCCUUCACCAGCAAGGAGAACACCGUGCUGCGUGCUGCCCUAGACCCCAUGAUUGUCUCCGUCAUUCCCAAUGCCGUGGACCCCUCAGACUUCACCCCAGACCCGUCCAGAAGGGACGACACCAAAAUAACAGUUGUCGUGGUUAGCCGGCUUGUCUACAGGAAGGGAAUAGACCUGCUGGGUGGAAUUAUACCCAACCUGUGCCUAAAAUACCCUGAUCUACAUUUUUUAAUUGGUGGAGAGGGACCCAAACGGCUAGUACUGGAGGAGGUGAGAGAGAAGUACCAGCUUCAUGACAGGGUCCGUCUCCUUGGAGCUCUGGAGCAUAAGGAUGUGAGGAACGUCUUAGUCCAAGGCCACAUCUUCCUUAACACAUCGCUGACGGAGGCCUUCUGCAUGGCCAUCGUAGAGGGCGCUAGCUGUGGACUGCAGGUGGUGAGCACCCGCGUAGGGGGAAUCCCGGAGGUUCUCCCUGAUGACCUCAUCACACUGUGUGAUCCCACUGUGAGCUCGCUGUGCGAGGGCCUGGAGAUGGUGAUUGCCCGGCAGAGGGCAGGCACAGCGCCUCACCCCGCCGCGGUCCACGCCCACGUGCGCACACUCUACACCUGGAUGAAUGUAGCGGAGCGUACCGAGAAGGUCUAUGACCGAAUCGCCACGGAGAGAGUCCUGCCCCUGGACCAGCGCCUCCGCCGGCUGAGGGCACGGUGCGGCCCAGUCGCAGGCUCCAUCUUUGCCUUCGUCGCCGUUCUGGACUUCCUGUUCUUGCUGCUGCUGCAGUGGCUGGUUCCGGACUCGCUCGUCGACGUCGCCAUGGAUGCGUCUGGCCCGAAGGGGCUAUGGGCACAGAACUCAAGCAGGGACAAGAACAUUAGGCCAAAGUACCAGAAGAGUGUGGGGUCCAGUUAGCGCCGUUGUCUGGUUUUGAGCACUAAACCGCUAUGACUGCUAUGCUGCCUGUUAAUACGUAUCAUGUUUUUAAAAACGGUUUUUAAGGGAAAUGGUUUUUUUUAUGGGGCUUGAUCAAAACCUUUUGCAAAAGCAUUGUAGGGAUUUUGUGCAGCUCCUUCAUUAUAAAUGAGCUGUUAUUUAUAGUUUGCAGGAAUUAAAGGGCUUAACCUUAUGCCAGGGUAUCUCCUGUAUGAAACCUCAGUGUUGUGAUUAUUAAUAUACUUUUGGGUCCAAAAAUAGCGGUUUGGAUUUUUCACUUUUGUAUUUUUUCCUUUGUAAUGUAAGAAAGCCUGUGGUAGACAGGAGAAGCUGGACAAACCGCUGUGGCCAAGUUUACGAGACAGGUUGUGUGGAGAAUUACAUCAAGGAUUCACAUCUUAACUUCCAUUUCCUUUAAUAUCAGCCAGAAUGACUGUGAACAUUGUACUGGACCUGGCUGCCUACUAUUAAAAUACUAUUGCACUGCAAAAUUUAAAUAAUAUACAAACCUUUUAACUCAAAAGGCAGUUGUGUGUGACGUGGUUUUUGCAUUUAAAAAUCCCUCUUGCCAAUUCUAAUUGCGGUGAUGGUGCUGUUUCGCUUUAUUUACAGUAAAGAGGUUCAAUAUACUGAUUCAUUGGUUGCAACAGCAGCGGGUAUAAAAAUGGAGGAGAUUUUGUGUGAUUUUAAUUUAAUUUAGUCACGAAGUCCAUGAAGGAUCGUAUGCACUGAUGUUUAUUUUCCAUAUGUAUUUUUCUACUGAGGAAUCUGUUCUGUUUUACAUUGUAUUUCAUUACAAAACGGUUUACAUUACAGCCCUGUAGAAUGUCUACGAUUUUUGUUAAAUGAUCCCACUCCGACUGUAAGCUGUGUAGAGAACAAUGUUACAAUUCGUAUGCACUGUGACUGAAGCCUCAUCGCCCCCUAGCGGUCACGGGUCCCUCACCAGUUUUGAACCAUUCACGGUACAGCCUUCUGACAUACCUGCAUUACUUAUGAGGCGCCUAAACCACAAGGAAAGGGUUCGUUUAAUAGAGGGAUUAUUUCUGAAAUGUUAAACAUGGCGUGUGUUUCUAAAAAAAAAAAAAACAUGGAAUAUCUAUGUGUUGAUUUCACGAAAGCAAUUUUCCGAAAAGAUAAUGGUCAAAAACUAAGCUAUCGUUGCUGCCAUUGCGUAAUCAUAAUCUUUCAUUUCUUUGCAUCGUGUUUCAGCCAUUUUCUUUUGUACUUAUUUUCAUAUAAAUUCCUGAUUCAUUUGUACUGUUUGCACUUAUAAAUUAAUUUUUCUUAUGUGUUUGAUGCCACCCUCCCAUUUCAACCUGUACUGUUUACAGUAGAAAAAGUUAAACUCUGAACGUAUGUGGAUCGUAGUUAUAUGAUCUGAUAUUGUUUAUUAAAGUCUGUUAGGUGAAGCUGUUAAGCAGGUGGUUGUGAUAUGAAAGCAACAAUUAUUGAUACUUGUACAAAAAUAUUUUUAAAAAAUUAAAGUGUGUCCUCUGCUGGUA